Messenger RNA from Parascedosporium putredinis, 1083 nucleotides. Lineage: Eukaryota; Fungi; Ascomycota; Sordariomycetes; Microascales; Microascaceae. The record is from the annotation of a GenBank genome assembly.
AUGCAUCUACGAAAUCUCCUCGUGGCGGCAGCUACUCUCUGCGCGGUUGAGGCCGGAGUGUUGCGCUUCUCCUGCUCCCAGCUUGUGGUUGAUCGCCUCGAUCCGCUCGUCAACCCGGGCCAGUUGCCCUCGCCGCAUCUACAUCAAAUCGUCGGCGGUAACGCAUUCAACGUCACCAUGGACCCGACCACCGACAUCUCCACCACGGCGACGUGCACGACGUGCCAGUUCAGCGAGGACCUGUCCAACUACUGGACCGCCGUCAUGUUCUUCAAGGCCCGCAACGGCACGUACCGCCGCGUCCCGCUGACCGGCAACGUCGGCUUCGAGCAGGCCAACGGCGGCGUGACCGUGUAUUAUAUGAAUAGCGUCCGCGGCAAUGAAAAGGUUACGGCGUUUCAGCCGGGCUACCGUAUGCUCAUCGGGGAUGCGACUUACCGCACCGAGGAAGAGGCGCGUAGGUUCCGCCAACUCACGUAUACCUGCCUGACCACGCCCGGCACACGGAGCGGCGAGACUCUAGAUUUCCCGACCAAGCCUUGCCCGUACGGCAUCAUGGUCAACGUCCGCUUCCCGACCUGCUGGGACGGCAAAAACCUCGACAGCCCCGACCACAUGUCCCACGUCUCCUACCCCGAAUCCGGCACUUUCGAAUCCAACGGCCCUUGCCCCGCCACCCACCCCGUCCGCGUCCCCCAAGUCUUCCUCGAAGCCAUCUGGGACACCCGCACCUUCAACGACCAGGCCCUCUGGCCCGAGGACUCUAGCGCCCAGCCCUUUGUCUGGAGCUUCGGCGACGCUACCGGCUACGGGAACCACGGUGACUACGUCUUUGGUUGGAAGGGCGACGCGCUGCAGAGGGCCAUGGACGCGAAUUGCAAUGUCAACUGCCCUACUCUCAAGAGUCAGGGUUUGGCGGAGGGGAAUAAGUGCGCGGUUCAGCGUCUGGUGGAGGAGGAUGUCGACGGCUGUGAGUUUUCUUCUCUGCACCUGGAUUCCCGGCCCCUUUCAUUCUUUUUAGUUUCUCAACACAUUGUUCUGUUUGCCCCUUUUGUGAAAUCGCCUGUUGAUUUCUUAUGCUGA